This is a messenger RNA of Hyla sarda, 1306 nucleotides long. Its product is annotated as cytochrome b-245 light chain. The transcript is spliced from 7 exons. NCBI's taxonomy places the organism in Eukaryota, Metazoa, Chordata, Amphibia, Anura, Hylidae. The record is from RefSeq and is a predicted model, not a curated record. Gene Ontology annotation, molecular function: heme binding. Gene Ontology annotation, biological process: superoxide anion generation. Gene Ontology annotation, cellular component: NADPH oxidase complex. The coding region runs from base 205 to 753 and encodes 182 amino acids.
CAUGGAAUCACAAGAUCUCUCCCUGGAUUUGUUGGAACCUGACGGUCUUCCCAAGACAAGUGCCUGAUGUUACGUGACUUCAGUAGACACUUUUUUAAAUCGGAUUUUCUAAUCUUUCUUUCAGUUUUUGAGCAGAAGUGAUACUCUGCAGCUUAGAGUCUCCAAGUUUCUAUACAAUCUGCUAUCUUCGUGUGAUCUACAGCCAUGGGGCAAAUAGAAUGGGCAAUGUGGGCAAAUGAGCAGGCACUGGCAUCAGGACUCAUCCUCCUCUCUGGCGGUAUUGUUGCAGUUGCCGGACAGUUUAAAGGUUGGCAGUUUGGGGCGUAUGGAAUAGCGGCCGGUGUAUUCAUUACACUUCUGGAAUAUCCUAGAAGCAGAAGGAAAAAGGGGUCUAGCAUGGAGAGAUGUGGACAGAAGUACAUGACAGCGGUGGUGAAAGUCUUUGGUCCUCUCACCCGUAAUUACUAUGUCCGAGCUAUUUUGCAUGCAGGGUUGGCAGUACCUGGAGGUUUUAUCCUGGCCACCAUCUUGGGCACAGUAUGUCUUGGUAUUGCAGCCAUCAUUUAUUUCCUGGCCGCGAUAAGAGGGGAAGAAUGGCGCCCUAUUGAACCACAAGCUCCUCCUAAGCUGAAAGUGGCAGAGACCAUUAAACGUCCUCCACAGAACCCACCUCCUCGUCCUCCUCCAGAGGUGCGCAGAAAGCAGGUGGAUGAGGGACAUGUCAACCCCAUUCCAGUCCAGGAUGAAGUAUGACUAUCCUCAACAUAUGGGACUUUUGUUUCUAAGGGGACGAUGGACAGAUGAUCUGACCAACAAUUGUGUAGCAAUGCUUUUUUCCAUGAUGCUCUCUAUCGCGGACACCCCCUCUUCCAAGCAGUCUUGUCCACUAUUCAUGUUCGCUUUGUGGGUGAGAGACUGGAUGUCAUGAAAAGACAAGAAAGUGACACCAAUGAAGAUUUUUUUUCUCCCCAAUUUUUACCCUUAAAAGGGAACUUUUUUCCUCAGAACAAUCAGUAUUCAGCGCAUCUGAAGGUACUUGUAUUGCUCACUUUAUCAGUCAUUUAGAGAUAAGUGGUUAUCUUGGAGGUUGCCAUUUCUGCUAUUUAAAGCAAGGUAUUAAAUGAAUGAUAACAUGAGAUGUCAGAAGAGUAUUAAUAGACUGUUAUUUUCCUACUCUGCCCAGCAUACCAGUAUCCUGCCAGUGUGCCAUUUUUAUGCAGCUAGACCUAUUUUAUAUACGGUAGCUUUCCUUAUAAAGUGUUCUCAAUAAAGCUUUAUAUAUAAAUAAUGUUCUCAGUAAAGCUUA